This is a messenger RNA of Symbiodinium necroappetens, 636 nucleotides long. The record is from the annotation of a GenBank genome assembly. NCBI's taxonomy places the organism in Eukaryota, Dinophyceae, Suessiales, Symbiodiniaceae.
AUGGCGCGGACUGGUCGUGCAGCUGGCCGCUUCGGAGUGUUGCUAGCACUGGCCGCGGCAAUUGCUGGAUGGAGCUUCGUCGGCGGUUGGCAGACCCCCAGCCGCGCCAGCGACGCCGUGACAGCGAUGGAGGCUGCAAAGGCCAAAAAGAAGAAGCAGAAGAUGUCCCUGGCAGAGGCUCUUGACCGCCAGAAGAAGGAAGAGAAGAUGGAGAAGAGCAAGAAGGAGGAGGCGAAGCUGGAGGCGGAGGAGACCUUCUGGGAGGGUCCCCCCUCCUCCACCGAGAUGUUUGCGCCCUUCCUGUCCUGCUUUGUGGUGAUCGGGAUCAUUCCCUUCAUUGCUGCCGUGAAUCGUCAGUUCAGGGUAAAGUACAAGAUCACCAACAAGCGAGUUUCGGUCACAGGUGGUCUUGAUGGGAAAGACAUCACUGAGUUCUCCUACCAGGAAAUCUACGAGAUGAAGUACGGCCUGAGGUUUCUGGGCUAUUGCGCCGACGUGAGGAUCAACCUUCGAGACGGCGCCAAAGUCGAGCUUUUCGGGCUGCUAAAUUUCGAGGAGAACUACAACUACAUGCUCUCCAAGUGUGAGAAGGAUGCCCGGCGGCGAAGUGACCCGCCUCUUUCCUUGAACGCGUGA